CGCAAGCCUGUUUAUUUAGCUUUUAAAUACAGGAAGAGUAUGCCUGCAUUUUAGCAAAACAGCCAAAUUUCAAGGCUUUCCAGAGUUCACUUCGCUAACAAAAACUAAGAAUCAACCUCACCGCCUUUAACCAUUCCGUCACUUGCUCUCGGUGGAAAAAGAAGAAGAUGGCAUCUACAUCGGGGAAGCUUAUGCGCGCCGUUCAGUACGCUAGCUGCGGCGGUGGAGCUGCUGGUUUAAAGCAUGCUGAAGUUCCGAUCCCUACUCCGGCCAAGGAUGAGGUCUUGAUCAAGUUGGAAGCGAUAUCUAUCAACCCAGUUAACUGGAAAGUGCAGAAGGGGAUUAUGCGCCCCGUGCUGCCACGCAAAUUCCCUCGCAUACCCUGUACUGAUGUGGCCGGAGAGAUUGUGGAGGUGGGUUCGGCUGUAAAGAAGUUCAAAGCUGGCGAUAAAGUCGUGGGUUACCUCGCCUUAUCGAGUGAAGGUGGAAUGGCUGAGUAUGCAGCUGCCAAGGAAAGCUCCACGGUUGCCAGACCAGCCGAAGUUUCAGCGGCUGAAGGUGCAGCUUUGCCCGUUGCAGGUGUGACUGCUUACCAGGCGCUCACUCAGGUUGCUGGGCUCAAACUAGACGGAACUGGGCCACAGAGAAACAUUCUGGUAACUGCUGCAUCUGGUGGUGUGGGUCAGUAUGCUGUUCAAUUGGCAAAGCUAGGAAACGCCCAUGUUACAGCUACUUGUGGAGCACGGAACAUUGAGUUAGUAAAGAGUUUAGGGGCUGAUGAGGUUCUUGAUUACAAAACGCCAGAGGGAGCAGCUCUCAAGAGCCCAUCGGGCAAGAAGUAUGAUGCUGUGGUUCACUGCACAACUGGUAUUUCAUGGUCAACAUUUGAACCGAACUUGAGUGGGAGUGGGAAGGUCAUAGAUCUCACUCCUGGACCAAGUGCCUUCAUGACGUUUGCCCUGAAGAAGCUGACCUUCUCCAAGAAGCAGCUCUUGCCACUUUUGGCAGAUGUUAAGGCUGCCGAUCUGGAGUGUCUUGUUGAGCUGGUGAAGGAGAAGAAACUGAAGACAGUAAUCGACUCGACUUAUCCCUUAAGCAAGGCUGAAGAUGCUUGGGCUAAGAGCAUUGAAGGGCAUGCCACCGGGAAGAUCAUUGUGGAGCCUUAAGACUAUCAAAUACGUGUGUGAUAUAUUUACCGCUCUCUAUCUGCCUUUGUUUGUGUUCUGGAAUCAGAGUGAAUGGCA
Messenger RNA from Linum trigynum, 1244 nucleotides. The record is from the annotation of a GenBank genome assembly. Lineage: Eukaryota; Viridiplantae; Streptophyta; Magnoliopsida; Malpighiales; Linaceae.